Molecule: messenger RNA, 2612 nt
Organism: Ciona intestinalis (vase tunicate)
Lineage: Eukaryota; Metazoa; Chordata; Ascidiacea; Phlebobranchia; Cionidae
Source: RefSeq, a predicted model, not a curated record
GAAAAAAGUGAAACUUCUUUUUUGUUUAGGUACUAAUUUGGGACCCAUGUUAUAAAAAGCUCCUCUUUUUUAUAAGUUCCCAACAAAAUAAAGACUUUAAAUGACUUCCGAAUUUUCUAAUUUGAGUAUAGCUAUUGCACUAUUUACAUCUUUUAUCUUAGCAUAUAUUGUUUACCGGAUAUUUUUAUUUUUAACAUCUUGGGAAAACGNAAAAAUUGUCAAUACCGAGAUACGCAGUUAUUCACCAAAUAAAAAAAAGAGGAAGCGAAAUAAGAAGAAAAUCACAGAAAAUCCUACACCUGUGAGUUCAGUUCCAGAUCAUACUAAACAGAGUCCUGAUAAUGCAAAACCUCCAAAUACAAAAGGUUCCAACAAUUCAAACAAUGUUGUACAGAGAAAGAAGAAUAUAAAAUCUUUCAGUAGGCAGAAUUCAAAAUCAAAAUCAGACGCAAAGACAAGUAACAUAGCAUCAACAUCUCAUGCUCAACCAUCACCAUCCCAGAAAAGCAACCCAAAUCCUCUUUUAUGUAAUAUUGAAUCCAAAAGUGAAAACCUUGAUAAAGAUGGUUUUGAACUUGUAAAAAAGAAUUCCCGACCAAGAAAAUAUAGCCUUUCAUCUCAAAAGUUUGUUACGUCUACCCCUGUUGAAAAACAAAGAAAUAGUGGCAGUUUACGACGCAUCAAACCAACAGUUCAAGCAACCAGUAAACAACCUUCAGUUUUGGACCAAAAUCGAUUUCAACUAUUGGCUGACACUCACACCAAAGAAAAUUAUUCCUCAAGUACCAGAAGUCUGGACAGUUUUUUUCCUCGUCAAUCCAGGUUUCAUGCAAAGCCAGAACCUAAAAAUACAGUUCCAACCAAGUCUGGUAUAAAUGAAUUACCACCUGCUGCUCCGGAUCCACCAGAUGGUGCUUUCUUCGUUGAAAAACUCAUUGGUCCAAAAGGUGAUACAUUGGUUGGGAACUUGUUUACAUUCCAAGUUCUUCCUAAUACAGUUUCUACAGAGACAUUGUUUAUGAUAUGGUGCUGGUAUGACCAUCAGAAAUCAAAAAAAGGCAACAUAACAAUAUCACCAGUGGUCCAAUGUCAUCCAAAAAGUGUAAAGUUUCCCAAACCAGUAAAAGUUACAUUAAACACUUCAUACUCAGCCCUAGAUCAUGAACCUGUUCAAAUAAAGAUUUUGAGAAGUAAUAAUUACAAAACAUGGAGUGAACACACUAUAGCAAGACAUGGUAACAGUCACAAAAUAACAUUUGAGUGUUCUCAGUUGGGAAGAUUUAAAGCAAUAGUUGAAACACAUGAGCAAAACCAGCUACAAAAAGUGCUGUGUUCCACUGGCUUUAUAAAGCGAACACCUGGUGAUGUAAUCCCAUCAAGUUUUCAACUAACAUGGUGUGUCUAUGAUGAUGAUAAAGUCUUGAGAGAAAAUAUGGAACGAGAAUUCCCAUCUUGCCCCAGGAAUUCAUACGCUGUGUAUGAAAAAGUGAUUGAGACCGAACACUUUCAUGUUGGGUAUAACGACAGUGCUACUUUAAGUCUCUCUCACAAUGCUCUUAACAUACAUGCAAGCGGUAUUCAACUAACGCACAAAGAUCUGUGGCGCUCCAAGGUCAAUCGCAAGCUUAACUUCCAUCUAAAUAAAGCUGAUACAGACAAAAGUUUAAGUUACAUAGUUGAAUAUACAAUAAAAACAUCCAACUCUACACGCAGCAACCAAGAACCUACGUUUGAAAAUUCCUUUAAGCUUGAUUGGGUGUGUUUACCACCUGGCUUGUUAUGUGAUUCUUCAACUUAUAUUAACAUGCUUAGUGUAAAUUCAAGCGGAGAUUCUACAGGGUUUGCAAUGAAUUCUACUCCUAAUAAGACGCAGCAAAAUGAGGACCAUUCAUCUCCUAAAAAGCCUCAUAGUCAACUUAAGAAAAGCCACACUGAUAGCGAUUUAGUACAGCACCCUCCUAAUUUCCAACACCAAAAAUCAGUUCCUCCAGUGAACACAAGUAGUGGCAGGUUUAAGACGCCACCACAGUCCCCAAAUUGUGAAUCUUCAUAUAAUAAAGAUGAAUCUCCAUGUUCCAGUAAUAACUCUUUAGCUUCAAAUAAAUCUUCAGCUUUUGAAAAAUUGAAAACACGGACAAGUAAAUCAUUCAAAAAAUGGACAAGUAAAUCAAAAAACAAAGAAAAUAAAGGAAGCAAAAAAUAGAUUUAUUUUAUUUGGUAAUCUUAUAUGAACAACCAAAUGUUCCAAGCAUGUAUUGUUGAAAAAGUCUUGAAGACCAAAUUUUACUUGUGCCUUUACUUUCAAAUCGUAUCAAAGUGCCAAUGGUUUCACUUUUAUAACCCAUCAUUUUAAAUCAUGUAAAAUAUUUUUUUUAAUUUUUACUAGGUUAAAAACCUAACUGUAAUUUUUACUAAGUUAAAAACUUACUUUCAAAAUUUUAGCAAAAUUUAAACCAAAUUUUUACAUUUAUAUAAACUUAGUUUUGUAAAUGUGUGUUCCACUUUCAAUGCACUUACACUGUACAGUUCAAUUGCCAUGUUUUUUAAAUUUCAUAUUUCCUACGGUUUUCAAAACUCUUUGUAUAUGGUAAUUGCUUACUUAUUUAUUCAAU